This is a messenger RNA of Paramisgurnus dabryanus, 6282 nucleotides long. RefSeq names its product arf-GAP with Rho-GAP domain, ANK repeat and PH domain-containing protein 1 (gene arap1). Gene Ontology annotation, cellular component: cytoplasm. Gene Ontology annotation, molecular function: GTPase activator activity; phosphatidylinositol-3,4,5-trisphosphate binding; protein binding. The record is from RefSeq and is a predicted model, not a curated record. Lineage: Eukaryota; Metazoa; Chordata; Actinopteri; Cypriniformes; Cobitidae. Gene Ontology annotation, biological process: signal transduction; positive regulation of GTPase activity; regulation of cell shape.
ACGCCUUUUCACUGUACACGACAGACAACGACAGACAAACCGGAAAUCGUUCAUUCCCUAUGGAGAGUCGCUAAGGGGCUUCGUGAGGUGCUACCAUCUGUGGUUGCGUAAUUUUCGGAUCCGUUUUGAGCGUUGGAUUCUUUAAAAAAUUUAAAUUUGUGCAACUACACUGCAAUGCGAUAUGCUGACUGGAAGUGAUGUAUUUCAGUGUUUUCCAAUCUAAACGCUCUGCAAGUUUUCCGGUCAUGUCAGGGAGUUUCCAGCCUGUGGCCGAGUGGUUAAGCGUCCUCCGGCUCGACCAGUACAGCUUGGCGUUCAGGGAGGCUGGGCUGGGUACGCUGCGGGAAUGCCGGGAUUUAACAUCUGCAGAACUGCAGCAGAUGGGGGUGUCUCUUCCCGGACACAGAAAGCGGAUUCUCGGCAGCAUACGCAAGGUCUUUCCCUCUGAGGCAGGAUCUGAGGAAGAUGAAGAGAAAGAGGAAGACAGGCCCGUUCCCAGAGAGAGGACAAAAUUCAGAGCGUCUGCAGAAAAUAAAGAAAAUAAAGACAACAGCGUACAUUUAAAUAAUCCACCACCUGUACCCCCCCGAGUCACGCCCAAUAGACCUCCGGUGCCCUUCACAUCCACUUCCUUGGAGACAUCCUCUGACUGCAACACUGUGAGGAACCUGCAACACCCAACUGUUCCCGAGCGGAGGGUAAUGCCCACACCCGCCGAGCGAUCCAAACCCACCCCUGCUCCGAGGGUUUGCCCAGAACACCUGCCUCUGAAAGGCCCCCCGCAGCCGGUCCAGAGGAAUGAGAGGAAACUUUCACCUGUGUCUCCCACUCACUCCCUCUCUCCAUCAUCAUCUUCAUUAUCAUCAUCAUCUUGCUCUUUCGAUCAGUUCCACCUGUAUGAACAGUGUUCCUUACCUGCUCAGGAAGAAACGGCUCCUCCUCUUCCUCCCAAGUGCUUCGCUGUCUCCAAAGAACCUCAAGAUGCCCAGUUAGCCCCUCAAGUUCCUUCCAGACCCCCUCUUCCCCCACCACGUGUUUCUGUUACCACGACCACACAUUUCGGCUCACCCAGUAGACUGUCCAGUUUCAGUCCUCCUGUGGAUGAACAUCCGGAUCCAGAUCCUUUUCCAGAAAUUCCACCACGGACUAAACCUCCAAGCGAGAGCCCCAGAAAAGCAUUCCCACUGCCAGCCAUCAAAAACAAAUUGGAUUCAGCGGGCAGUUCAGAUGAAUAUGAUGAUAAGGACCACGAUCUCAGCAGAGACGCUAAACUCUUAGACAUGGCUUAUAAGACAUCCUUGAUGGUUCCCAAGGAGAAACCUCGAUACAACAGUAUCUGCAGUGAUGACGAGUUACUGGAUGAUGAGAUGGACUGUUAUGAAUCUAUAUCAGAAAAGCGAGGUUCAUGGAUUGAUGAUUUGGGUUCGAUUUCUACUCAGAACAGCAUCUACCUGCCAACCAGAGGUUUUGUCAAUGCCCCGCCCCCUCGGGAAGACCCCGCCUCUACUCUUAUAGCUGUCAUUAAAAUGGGCUGGUUGGACAAGAAUCCUCCACAAGGGUCUCUAAUCUACCAGCGGCGUUGGGUCAAACUUGAUGCUGAAUACCUGAGAUACUUCGACACUGAAAAGGACAUUUACUCAAAGAGGAUUAUACCAACGGCCUCCAUCACAGGAGUGAUCAAUGUGGGUGACCAGAAGUUUGAAGUUGUGACGCAUAAUCGCACUUUUCUGUUUCGUGCAGAGAGUGAUGCGGAGAGAAGUGAAUGGGUGACUGUGUUAAGGAGUUGCGUUGGAGCGUCUCGCACACAGCAGAGUAUGGAUUUGACCUUUAACCCCUGUGUGACCUCUGAGAUGAAAGGUUAUCUGGAGCUGCGUGGUCUGCGCUCUAAACUGUACACAGUUGUGUGUGCUGAUAAAGUCUUUCUCUAUAAGAGCACUGAGGAUUAUCGUCUGGGAAUAGGAAUCACGUCUAUUGAUAUGAAUGUUGGGAAUGUGAAGGAAGUGGCGGGAAGAGCGUUCGAUUUGACCACACCUUACCGUAUAUUCAGUUUUGUAGCAGAUACUGAGCAGUUAAAAGAUCAAUGGGUUGAGGCGAUGAGAGACUCCAUUGCAGAAGCGUUGUCCAAUUACGAAGUUGCUGAGCGAAUCUGGUCAUUACCGGCCAAUCAGAUCUGUGCAGAUUGCGGCACAGCUAAGCCUGAGUGGGCAGCUAUUAACCUGGGCGUGGUCUUCUGUAAACGUUGUGCAGGAGAACAUCGUGGUCUCGGUCCGAGUGUUUCUAAAGUACGGAGUUUAAAAAUGGACAAGAAGGUUUGGACUGAAGAUCUUAUUCAGUUGUUUUUCACGCUGGGAAACGAGCGAGCCAAUGAGUUUUGGGCGGCGAAUGUUCCUCCCAGCGAGGCGUUAAUGGUCAGCAGUAGCAGUGAAGAGAGACGCCGCUUCAUUACGGCUAAAUACCGUGAAGGGAAAUACCGCAGAUAUCACCCGCUGUUUGGAAACCAGAGAGAACUCAAUAACGCGCUGUGUAUUAACGUUCAGUCUAAUGAUGUGUGUGAGACGCUGGCUCUGGUGUUCUGUGGUGCCGAUGUGAACUGUGACACCGAUGAUCCGGACCUGCCCUGCCCCAUCGCCCUGGCACAAUAUCACGGGCAGAACUUGCAGGUGGAGUUCCUUACUCAGAACCGCAACACAGAGCUCCCGAGGUCAGAGGUGGACGUUGCCAUCGAUACGGUACACUACAUGGCCCCACCCUCCAUCACACAUAAUGGAUUCCUCUUUAAGACCGGCUCCAUGGCUCGGCCAAUCGCAGAGAAGAAGGGUAAAGAAGAGUUCAGUCGGCGCUGGUGUGUGCUGAACGACGGACACUUUAGCUACUAUGAAAGUGAUAAAAACGCUACACCGAACGGAGGUCUGAAGAUGAAAGAGAUCGUCUGUCUGGCCGUCAACCCUCCGGAGACUCAUGGGUAUGAUCACACGUUUGAGCUGUACUCUGAUUCUGAACGCUUGUAUCUGUUCGGCACCGAUAACCCCGAGAUUGCACACGAGUGGGUCAAAUCCAUUGCAAAGUCGUUUAUUCCCGUGACCGCUGAAGUUCUGCUGCUGAAGGACUUUCAGCGCAUCGGUCGUCUGCGAUACAAAGAUGGACUCAACCUGGAGACGUCCAGACUGGGCUGGUUCUGUCUGGUGGGCUCCAAUCUUCACAUCUGUCUUGAGCAGCAGAAUAGAGACGAGACCAUCGACCUGCAAAAGCUUCUGGAGCUCUCAAUUCAGCCAGACAACGAUGUUCUGGUUCUGGUGGAGAGAGGCAGGACGCUGUACAUUGAGGGCGAGAGGAAGCUGGAUUUCCAUGGCUGGGCGACAGCGAUCCAGAGAGCGGCUGGUAGUUCUGGAGACACGCUGAGCCUCCAGCAGCUGACAGAAGCAGAUAUUCCUGUCAUAGUGGAACGCUGUAUUCAUUUUACCACACAAUACGGUCUGACCUCAGAAGGAAUCUAUCGUAAGAGCGGGGUGAACAGUAGGAUCGCCGCCCUGCUGGAGGAAUUCAGACGUAACGCCAGAUGUGUGUGGCUGAAAGAAGGUGAACAUCAGGUGGAUGAUGUUUCCAACGUCCUCAAGAGGUUCUUCAGAGAUAUCGAGGAGGGAUUGUUUGGACAGCAAGCAGACAACUGGCUUUCCACUACAGGGUUUUCAGAUGAGAGCAUGAGGAUAUCUCAGUAUAAUCUUCUGUUCAGUAACCUGCCGAGAGUCAAUCAAGCGACACUACGAGCUCUAAUGAAUCAUUUAUACUGUGUCCAGCGGUUCUCUGAUCUCAAUCAAAUGAAUCUUCAUAAUCUUGCUAUCGUGUUCGGCCCGACUCUCUUCCAGACGGAUGGGAAGGACUACAACGCCGGGCGCGUCAUUGAAGAUCUCAUCCAACACUACGUCACCAUAUUUGAUGUCAAUGAGCAACAACUGAAGAGGCAGUUAGAUGAGAUCACAUACAUCAUCAAACUCCGAGAGAAUCUGAACCCUAAAGCUGGACCUGCCAGUGGUGACUUUAUUUGUACAGUUUACUUGGAGGAGAAGAGAGAGACGGCUGAACAGCAUGUAAAGAUUCCUGCCACAAUGACAGCAGCAGAACUGACCUUUGAGAUUCUGGACAGACGGAAAAUCAGUGUGAAAGAGAAAGACUACUGGUGCUGUUUUGAGGUCAAUGACAAAGAAGAAACAGAGCGGCCGCUUCACUAUCAGGAGAAAGUUCUGCCCAUCGUUCACUCUCUAGGGACAGACAGUUACCUGCUGCUUAAAAAAUACUUCUCCAUGGAGGCCAUGCUGGUUUAUCUGGCCAGUAAAGUGGAGGUGUCCAAACACGGUAUGAUGAAGUUUAAAGAAGAGAGGAAUUUAUUGGGUUUGAGCACAGGAAGUUUUCAUGAUCGAUACUUCAUCCUCACCAACACUUCACUCAGACUCUAUAAAGACGUGCGGAGUAAUCGUCCAGAAAGGGAGUGGUCAAUCAAAUGUCUGAAGGUUUAUCAUGGCAUUAAAAAGAAGCUCCGCCCCCCCACCUGUUGGGGUCUCACAGUCGUCUAUGAAAGUGAGAAACAGGAGAAGCAAGAGAGACAGCACUGGUAUCUCUGCUGUGACACACAGACUGAGAUGAGAGAAUGGUUCGCUACGUUCAUGAGCAUACAGAACGGGGGUCGCGUGUGGCCGGCCGAGUGGUUGAAGUCUCGCUCUGCUAGUCGUUCGGCUCCUCUGGACAGUCGUUUUGGUAACGUGUCUCUGAUUCCUCUGCGUGGCAGUGAGAACGAGAUGAGGAAUAGUGUCGCCGCUUUCACAGCCGAUCCUCUCGCUCUCUUCAGAAAUGCUUGAUGAAGUAGUGAUUGGUGUUCAGGAACUGAAGGUUUUUGUCAUGUCGGCAGUGGAGUGAUUGUGGAACGUCGGUCUGAACUCAUGUGAUCAAUCCUUCACAACUUUGGAUCUUUAAGGUCUUUAGCAUUCAGAUGUUCAUGUGGUUUUACGUGAACUUUGACCUUCAGAGAGGUGACAGGAUCAUAUUCACUCAUUCACUGGGUUUAUGAGGUGUUAUACGCUGUGCUGUGGUGCAUUCUGGGAUAUCAAAGUGUUAUUGGAAUCAUUUCAAAUGAGUGGAUUUACGUCUUGAAGUCUUUUGAAGAUUUUUUUUAGAAACUGUACAUAAAGACCGACCAAUCAGAAAGCACACCGCAUACAUUCAUUAGACUGCACAUGAAACACCUGAGAUUGAAGAGACGUCCUGAGACCUGGUAGAUGAUGAGACCGCAGACCUGCACAAUUCUGACAUUCAUGUAGUAAAGAUACAGUUUUGUUUAUUAAUAUAAAUGUAUUGAUAUGACUAGAUCUGUUUCUCACACAGUAGCAUUCCAGAUCUUCAAUGAAACGAAACCUCAGAUCUUAUUAAUCAUAAACACAAGCAAAACAUAUUUGUGUGAAAGAUUUAAAGCAAACAUAUUUCAGUAGAUGUGAUUGCUUGUAAAAUCGUUCUUGUGUUUAUUUACAGAGGAAUGAUCGUACAAACUAAUGCAACAGUUCACAUAAAAACAUUUAACACACAUUCAUAUUUGUUAUUCUGAUGUCUUACGACAGAAACUGUAGAUUGUGUAAAAAGUCUCUUGUUCUGAUUAUUUUCUGUGAUUUUGAGUGAAUGAAAUCAGAUGAUGUGAGUUUGCACAGAUUCAUUUCCAUCAGUUGUAUUAACUUAAGCAGCAGUGUAAAGAGUGUGUGUGCGUGCGUGCGUGUGCGAAAAUUAACCAUGUUUUAUUGUGGUAAAAGUGUAGUAACCAUGGUUUUAUGGUGUAUUGAUUACUAUCAGCAAAACCAUGAUUUUACUACACUUUUUUUUGUUUCAUCUGUAGUAAAACCAUGGUUAAUUUUCGUAAGUGUGUGUGUAUGUAAUGUUAUAUGUGUAUUCAGUUUGAGUUCAUAAUGAAGUUGAUUAUAAUCUAGGCAAUAUUAAUGCGUUUAUUUAUCAGUCAGAUCUGAAGCAGAUCUUUAUUAAACACACACAUGAUGUUAAUGUGUAGACUUCAGGACUGUCAGGAGUAUUUUUCAGUGUUUAUUCUGUAUUUGUGUAGAUAAUGAAAUCAUUUCUUUUCUAAUAAUGAAAUACUGUGAAAUCAUAACAAGAUAUAUGAUUCAUAUAUAUUCUUAUAAAUAUAUAUAUAUUAAAUUCUUUACAUGUUGUUUUAUAUUUUAGCUUUAUUGUCUGUUGAAGUUGAUAGUAAAUGUGAGCCGUUUUAAACUUCAAAAUGUUUUAUUGUGGUUU